Molecule: messenger RNA, 729 nt
Organism: [Torrubiella] hemipterigena
Lineage: Eukaryota; Fungi; Ascomycota; Sordariomycetes; Hypocreales; Clavicipitaceae
Source: the annotation of a GenBank genome assembly
AUGACUGUCCCAGAUCUCCCAGUUGGUCCUCUAGCGUCCAAAGUCGACGCUGUACCUCCGGCCGGCGCCUCUCUUCAUGGCAAAUACACAUCCGUGGUGAAGCUAGCCACAGGCCACGCCCCGGCCCUCUACAAAUCUCUCGGAGGCCAAGAGAACGCUUGGCGAUGGACAUAUAUGCUUCGUGGCGGCUUUGAUACUCUCGAGGAGUACCAAGAGUUCACCACGGAUCUGGCAGGCUCAACUGAUCCCUAUGCAUAUGCCAUCCUCUCGGCUCCCGAGGCGGAGACGAGCGCAAACCCCGAGCCUGUCGGCGUCUUCUCAUUCCUAAACAUCUCGGCGCCUCAGAGGCGAAUUGAGAUUGGCUCGGUCAACCUCGGAGAUCGCCUGAAGAGGACAAGAAUGGCCACGGAGGCUUUCUACCUCUUCAUCAAGCACGCCUUUGAAGAUCUACAUUAUCACCGCGUGGAGUGGAAAGCCAAUGCACUCAAUGCUCCCAGCUUGUCGUCUGCAAAGCGCCUGGGCUUCGUCUAUGAGGGCAUAUUCCGCAAACACAUGAUUGUGCAGGGUCGUCUUCGUGACACAGCCUGGUUCAGCAUCACCGAUGAUGAAUGGCCAGUUGUUAAGCAGGCUUUUGACACUUGGUUGGAGGAGAGCAACUUUGACGCCGAAGGCCAGCAAAAAAGAACUCUGCAGGCGAUUCGCGACGAGAUUCAGAAGUCAACUUCAUAA